GCGCUCGUGACAACCACCCACCUACCCACGUGUUCCCAUCGUCAUCGAAGCACUUUGUUUUACUUUCUUCCGACAUCCAUUUCUUUUUUUUUUUCCAACAGUAGUGACAUGGAGCUGUCAUCCCCAGUUGAUGAUUCGGAUAGUAAUGUUGAGCCUGAGCCGAUUCCAGGGCUUAAUGGGGUUCCGGUUAGAUGGUACGACGCGGAUCGCACAGAGCCUUACACGCGGAUCACGCCCUUCCAAGAACGGCACGAUACUACCGUCGAGUUCUUCUACAAACCCAUAACACUCUCGGCUCUCGCCGUAGGCCUCGCGUUGCUCGCGUACGUAGCGACCACGCAGGAUGUCCUCGAAGAGGGGCGGGACAAGCGGCGCGUCGGGGUAUAUGCCUCCAUCCUCUCCUUCCUCAUGUUCUCCAUGAUCCAAUUCCGCGACGGCCCCUUCAUCCGCCCCCACCCCGCCUUCUGGCGGGCCGUCCUCGGGGUGAACCUCCUAUACGAACUUAGCACUCGUCUUCCUCCUCUUCCAGGACUUGGACUCUGCCCGGGGCAUGAUGCGGAUCCUCGAUCCGGCUCUGGGGGUCCCAGCUCCCGGAGAAGAGCUACGCGGAGGAUUGCGCGCUUAGUUGGGCGAGUAUCUGGAACGCACUUGACGUGUUUUGCUGUAGCCCAUACGCUGGGGUGGUUCGGCAAAGCGAUGAUUCUGAGGGAUUAUUGGUUCUGUUGGAUCUUGAGUAUCGCGUUUGAGCUGGCAGAGUAUAGCUUGCAGCACCAACUUGCUAAUUUCGCGGAGUGUUGGUGGGACCAUUGGGUCCUCGACGUACUAAUCUGCAAUUGGAUUGGCACCUAUCUCGGUAUGAAAGUAUGUCAAUAUUUAGAAGUCAAGCCUUACGAAUGGCGCGGCCUACGCCAACACCGGGGCCUCCGCUCCAAGGCUCGACGCGUCCUGAGCCAGUUCUCGCCCCACGACUUUACGGCGUUCAAAUGGGGAACGGCAUCCUCGUUUAUGCAUUAUUUCGUUGUGGUGCUCCUCUUGGCUGUUUUCCUCGCGGCGGAGCUAAACCCGUUUUAUCUCAAGACUCUGCUGUGGAUGGAGCCUGAUCAUCCUAUCGUCAUUAUGAGGUUGGCUUUCGUGUUUUUGUGUGCGCUUCCUGCUGUGAGGGAGCUGUAUCAGUAUAUUAAUGAUCCGAGAAAAGCUGUGAGGAUGGGCCAACACGUCUGGCUCCUCCUAGCGACGAUCCUCACUGAGAUCCUAGUCAUCAGGAAAUGGAGCGUGGGCGUCUUCACGGAGCCUUUCCCGAGAGGAGUGAAAUGGGGCUUGGGUACCGGCGCCGUGCUGUUGGUGCUGUAUCCGGUUGUCCAGUUCGGCAUCCCGAGCGCUAGGAGGUAUAUUCGUAAAGAGAAGAAGAAGAAGCAGCAGGCCAGGGCCAGGGGGAGGGGAAGGGAAAAAGGCACAGUGAACCAAAUGAUGAUUCGAUCUCGCGGACUCGGAUACUGUAUACAACUAUGCUUGUAAUUUAAUAUCUGAAUCGUAUGGUAAUAAUUGAUCUUUGGAGGAGCCACAUCUAGAUUUAGAGCUGGUUGACGCCAUCAGUGCUCUUCGGCCUUUUAUGGCCACCAGAACUCGUGGGGGGACG
Messenger RNA from Desarmillaria tabescens, 1636 nucleotides. Its product is annotated as phosphatidyl serine synthase-domain-containing protein. The transcript is spliced from 14 exons. Gene Ontology annotation, molecular function: L-serine-phosphatidylethanolamine phosphatidyltransferase activity. Bases 109 to 1515 code for a protein of 468 amino acids. NCBI's taxonomy places the organism in Eukaryota, Fungi, Basidiomycota, Agaricomycetes, Agaricales, Physalacriaceae. The record is from RefSeq and is a predicted model, not a curated record. Gene Ontology annotation, biological process: phosphatidylserine biosynthetic process.